ACCCUCCUGCACCAGGAGAACCCGUACCCCUCAUCCUUCUCUCUCCUCCACCAGUUAAACCACCCACCCUCGCUCUCUCUCUCUCUAGAAUUCCCAGUAUUUCCCAUACGAAUUAGCAAUGGCCGGCCGAGGCAAAACCCUAGGAUCCGGAGCAUCGAAGAAGGCCACGUCGAGGAGCAGCAAAGCCGGCCUCCAAUUCCCUGUCGGCCGUAUAGCCCGGUUCUUGAAAGCCGGAAAAUACGCCGAGAGGGUCGGCGCCGGAGCCCCAGUCUACCUCGCCGCCGUCCUAGAGUACCUCGCUGCUGAGGUGCUUGAGUUGGCUGGGAACGCAGCAAGAGACAACAAGAAGACGAGAAUUGUGCCUCGACACAUCCAAUUGGCCGUGAGGAACGACGAGGAGCUGAGCAAGCUCCUUGGAGACGUGACGAUUGCCAAUGGUGGAGUCAUGCCCAAUAUCCACAACCUCCUGCUCCCCAAGAAGACCGGUUCAUCAAAGCCUGCUGCUGAUGAAGAUUAGUCUUGUUGUCAAUUUGAAAUGAUAUGAGAGUCGUUAGUGUUGUUUAGGUUGGAAUUAGGGUUUGAGAGUUGGGUUUCUUGUGACGUAUGUUUUAGUAAUUUGUAGUAGUACGAGUAGUGUGUAGAAGUUUCGUUUCAGAUGUGAAUAUCGAUCGGUAUUCUGUUAUUGUAGCAGAUGCGGUUACACUGAUGAAUGGAAGAAUGAUUGUUACCA
Molecule: messenger RNA, 730 nt
Organism: Rhododendron vialii
Lineage: Eukaryota; Viridiplantae; Streptophyta; Magnoliopsida; Ericales; Ericaceae
Product: probable histone H2A.1
Exons: 2
Coding region: 119-517 (132 amino acids)
Cellular component (GO): nucleosome
Molecular function (GO): structural constituent of chromatin; protein heterodimerization activity; DNA binding
Source: RefSeq, a predicted model, not a curated record